Molecule: messenger RNA, 366 nt
Organism: Opisthorchis viverrini
Lineage: Eukaryota; Metazoa; Platyhelminthes; Trematoda; Opisthorchiida; Opisthorchiidae
Exons: 1
Coding region: 1-366 (121 amino acids)
Source: RefSeq, a predicted model, not a curated record
AUGAACUGCCUCAAACAAAAAAUUUCACUAUUCAACGACAAACAAGCGAACUACCUACCAGCCGCACGGAGAAAACCUUUGAAAUACGGCAUACAAAUGAGUGUAACACUCAAUGACACCACAAACGGACUCCAGCCGAAAAUACCCGAAAAAGAUCUGCCCUUCUUAUUCAUCUUCCUACCCUACAUCGAACAAGUCAACUCAAGCGAAACCAUCACCAGACUUUAUGCACAUGUUCAUAUGGAAACCGAACUAAACUUCACUCUCUGGACAGUACCCGAUGGAGCCAAACACCUAACUACACACACGCAUUUAAAGAACCAACUCACACCGACUACACACUUAUACACAAACAAGACUCUCUGA